AUGGAUGAUUAUAUUCGACAAUUAACACAUGAUAACAAAACAUUCGAAAAUCAAUGGCCAAAAACAUUUGAUGAACUACAUAAGUUCAUUAAUAAUUAUAAUGAAAGUAAUAUCAAUAUUUUAUCUUUCAAGGUCAAAAUAUUAGAUGCUGCUAUUGAUUAUGUCUUAUCCGAAUCGAUAAUAUCUGAACAACCAGUUUAUGCUAAAGUUGUUCUUGUUAAGAUAAUUAUAAAAUUUGUUGGUGCCGAUCAAAUGCCAUCAUUUAUUGAUAUUUUACGGAUAUUUCGACGUAUUCUUGAUGUUAAUAAUAUAUAUAAUCAAUGGUAUUUAUCAAUAAUUGAAUUAUUUCAUUAUGAAUUACAACUUUUUAAAUGUUUAAUAUCAACAAAAUCCGUUGAUUUGAUUAAAUAA
This is a messenger RNA of Rotaria sp. Silwood2, 411 nucleotides long. NCBI's taxonomy places the organism in Eukaryota, Metazoa, Rotifera, Eurotatoria, Philodinida, Philodinidae. The record is from the annotation of a GenBank genome assembly.